Grosmannia clavigera kw1407 is the source of this 2148-nucleotide messenger RNA. RefSeq lists its product as uncharacterized. The transcript has a single exon. Lineage: Eukaryota; Fungi; Ascomycota; Sordariomycetes; Ophiostomatales; Ophiostomataceae. The record is from RefSeq and is a predicted model, not a curated record. The coding region runs from base 1 to 2148 and encodes 715 amino acids.
AUGGCGGCAGGUCGACGGCGCAAGCCACAGGAGUUUUUGCUGGCGGACGGACGGCGAGUAUUAGUGGCACUGCCAGAGGAGGCAGAGGUGCUGCGCGCAAAGUACAAGGGAGUGCAGCGGGAGCAGCAGGCGGACGGAGGGGGAGUACAGGUGGAGGUUGUGGUUCACGGGUCGGCAGAGCACCAGCAGUAUCUCCAAGAGAAGCGGGACCAUCAGCAGGCGCGACGGGAGGCGCUGCGAGCACAGCACGGAUCGGCGUUCUUUGAUGAAUGGGACCGGGUGACGGCGGAGCUUUCGCAGGCGUCGGAUGAGCUGUCGCGGCUAUCGGACCAGUCAGCGAGUCUUGGGGAACACUUUUCCAAGUUUGGAUACAGCGCGACGCUGCGGACAUUUGGGGGAGACGAGGGCGAGGGCAGCGGACACGGGAGCCGGCAGAUCAGCCGGUUGACAUCGCGGGCGAACAGUCUAGGCAGCAGCUCGGGCGAUGGCGAAGAGUCGGAGGAAGACAAAGUUGGCAUGCCGACAUGGCACGAUACAAGCAGCGGCGAGGGGAUGCGGAUCUUUGAGCGGCCGACAGUGAAGCAGUACUUCCAUCGGGGGCUGCUGUGGCGGGCGAGCUCGUUGACAGAGGUGCAGAGCUUCGAGUUGUUUUUCGACUUGAUGUACGUUGGGAUCAUUGCGAUCAACGGCGAUCAUGCGGCCGAGUCAGCAAACGGGUUUGAGCUGCUGCGAUUUCUGGUGACGUUCUGUCUGAGCUGGAAGAUCUGGAGCGACGUGACGCAGCUGGUGAGCUGGUUCCAGAACAACGACGUGAUGAGCCGGGUGGCGCUGCUGUUCCUGUUCUCGUGCCUACUGGCGGUGACGUCGAACAUGGCGCAGACGUUUGGGGGAUGGGGGGAGACAUCAGAGAGCUCGACCGGGUCCGUGGCGGAGAGGACGACGGAAGCGGGUGCAGAAAGCACGGAGUCACCAGACACAUCGGACACGUAUCGGGCGCUAGCAGCCUACUACGUGACGGCACGGCUGUUCAUGGCGCUGUGGUGCGCGCUGAUGGGGCUGCUGGUGCCGCUGGUACAGGGCACGAUGGCGUGCCAGGUGGUGCUGUCGGUGGUGGCAGCGGCGCUGUGGAUAGCGAGCAUGCACCUGGAGCUGCCGGUGCGGCUGGCGUGCGUGUUUGUGGUGCUGGCGUUUGACCUGUUUGGCGGGGCGCUGGUGGUGGGCGCGUUCCGGUACGCGACAGGACACGCGCAGACGCGCGUGGGACGCGCGCUGGUGGCACGGGUCUUUGACUUUUACCCGGCCGUGAGCAUCGAGCACAAGGUGGAGCGGACGAACGCAUUCAUGACGCUGGUGCUGGGCUACUCGGUCGUGGGGGUGUUGUUCCAGAACGGCCGCGGCUACGGGCUGCACGCGUUUCUGGGCAAGGCCGUGCUGGGCCUGGUGCAGGCCUUUGUGCUCAACUGGCUGUACUUUGACGUUGACGGCGCGGCCGCCGCGAUCCACGUGCACGCGAUUCGCCGCGGUGCCGAAUCGGCAUGGCUCUGGCAGAAUGCCCAUCUGCUCUUCACGUUGGCCUUUGUGCUGUCGUCGGCCGCUCUGUCGCGCCUGGUCGUGGCCACCGACUGCGCCAACGCGCCGCUCGACAGCCUCACACCGGCCUUUCAGGCCAAGGCCACGUCCCAUCUCGGCCUCGGCCUGCGCCUCUACUACAGCACCGGUCUCGGCGUCGCCUUGGCGGCCUACGCCCUCAUCGCUGCCACCCACGUCCACAAGGCCACGCCGCACUGCCGUCUGACCAAGCCGCUGCGUCUGGCCAACCGGCUAGCCGUCGCCGCCGUCCUCUGUGCCCUGCCCGCUGCCCGCCACCUGUCGUCGCUGCAGCUCGUCGCCAUCGCCACCGGCCUGCUCGUCUGGGUUCUCGCAUUCGAGGUCUGGGGCACGUCCGAUCGUGGCGAACCGCUCUUUGCCCUGGAUGUGGCCGCGGCCGACGGUCCGACGUCCUCUCUUCCUCGCUACACGGCCCGCUGCAGCGAGCGGCGCCUGCAACAGGCACUGCGGGCGGCGCGCGCAGACGACGAAGAGCAGCCCCAGGUGGAUAUCAACGUGCUGAGUCGGGGGGAGAAGCACGGGGCCGCUCUGAUGGAUUAG